AUGAGUGAUCCAACUCAGCAGAACGUCGAAUCAUACUACAACAAUGAGAACGCCAGUAAAGAGACUCCAACGAAUCGAAAACGAAAGGCGAGGAACGACGACGAUGAGGAUGUAAAACCUAAAAUUACUGCUUUCAAUGUAAGUUUUUUUUGUUGUGAAUAUGGAGUUCAAAAAUUAUUGAAAAAAGUUGAACGUAUUUAUAAAGAAAAAAUUUCAAAUUACCGAGAAAUUGGUUAUACAGAAAUUAUUUUGUACGUAGUAGACCGUGUCUAAUAAUUUACAUAAACUUUUUGAUUACAGCUUUUGAAUGACGUUGGAAACACAUCACAAUACUCGACAAACAGUUACAAUAAUCAGAAUUGGAGUAUGAAUAUGUCAGAUUUUGGUAACCCACCGUCCGCUGGCUACGAUCCAAGCUUUCUCUUUGUAAGUUUUUGUUUGAAUUUUGACAAAAUUAAUAAUAAUUUCCGACAGAAACUUUGAAAAAAGCAGAGCAUAGUAGACUAAUAAAAAAUUUUUUGUGUUAUGAUAAUUUUUAUUAUCAUACAUCAUUAUAUUAUUGUUAUCACAGUAUUCAAAUAUAAUGUUUUAGGCCUCUCAAAGUACUCCCAAAGGCGAUUAUAAACAUUACCAACAACAAAUGAUGCCACAGUUGAUGAACUACGACUACAACAUGGUCAACACAACUAAUAAUAGUAUUUCCAGUAGUUACAAUAGCAUGUUGUCAGCUUAUAAUGGCAUGUCGAGUUCAAGUAACAUGAUGUCUAGUACAUCUAGUAAUAACUUGUCUAGUUCGAGUAGUGUUAUGCCAGGUACAUCUAACAACAGUAGAGGAGAUUCUGGAUACAACACUUCGAAGAGCUCAAACAGCUCAAAUUCAAUUCAAAAUUUAUUAAAUCCACAAAAUCUUCAACAAUCUACAUCGAAUUCAGAAGACGACGCUGACAAACCUCAAGGAAUCGAAAUCAAACCUGGAGAUCAAUUGAUCAAGUUUGACGAAGCUGGUGGAAGAUUGGGAUUGUUGAAUUCGAAUCUGAAACAUAUGGUAACAGUAGCUGAGAUGAAAAGAAGAUUUCAAAAGCCGGAGGAAAUGAACUUGUCAUUUGCUGGAGGUUAUUUGAGAAAGUAAGUUUUUAAAUUAAAGAAAAGGGGGAGAUUUUUUUAAAUUUUUGGUUUUUGAAACUUAAAUUCCUUUUUUCGUUUGUCUAAUUAAUAUCUUUAUCUUACUUUUAUUUACAUUCAGAGCUAAAAACAAGGACGGAAGCAAGAUAUUCAAAAACCAGCUGGCUCAGUUUGGAAUGUAUAUUCCAGCCGGAAGGAGACGAGGAGCUGAUCCGACUGCCUUCACAUCUCUAACCGAAUCAGAAGCCAGCAUUUUGGUCGAAGACUUUCAUCAUCUAAACCAAAGUCACUUCCCUCAGCAGCCCUUCCAUGAACAAGUUUUGAUAGAGUUUAUGAGGCCGGAGAACUAUCAACAGUUGAUGUUAGCUUUGGCACAAUAUCCCAAUCCCCAAUUUGUGGCACAUCUAAUACAGCUAUGCUACAAGAUAUCGGCUGAUGUUUUAAUGAGGGAUCGAUCGGUAUAUGAACAUAGAGGAAUGAUGUGGCCUGCUGAAUGUCAAAGGCCUUUGGGACGACAACUUCAGAAUGGGUUAGAUAUUUAUAACAAAGUAAGUUUAUGUUAGUUUCGAAUUCGAACUUUGUUAUUCAGUUGAUCUGUAUUACGUUAUAUUACAUUAUUUAUAAAGUACAGAUUUUGGUAAUACAUAUUUAUUUUAGAUAACCCAUGAUUUCGGAUCCCGAGCGUGUGCCUCAAUGUUUUUAACGUUAGCGGGAGGUGAAAGCCGCGACAUUCAGUUUCGAAUUCCAAUGAGUUACGAAAAGUAA
This is a messenger RNA of Bursaphelenchus okinawaensis, 1887 nucleotides long. The record is from the annotation of a GenBank genome assembly. NCBI's taxonomy places the organism in Eukaryota, Metazoa, Nematoda, Chromadorea, Rhabditida, Aphelenchoididae.